Trichosporon asahii var. asahii CBS 2479 is the source of this 2727-nucleotide messenger RNA. RefSeq lists its product as uncharacterized. Lineage: Eukaryota; Fungi; Basidiomycota; Tremellomycetes; Trichosporonales; Trichosporonaceae. The coding region runs from base 1 to 2727 and encodes 908 amino acids. The transcript is spliced from 5 exons. The record is from RefSeq and is a predicted model, not a curated record. Gene Ontology annotation, molecular function: protein dimerization activity.
AUGUCUCUGCCACAUCCCAGUGGCACUGAGCUCGCUCACACUGCCACAGACGAAGUCCCAGGCAUGCAGAUUCCUGCGCCGCCUGAACGGCCAAACGAUCAUCUGUCUUCCACAGGCUCCACAGCCCCAGUCAGGCGCAACCCUAGACGCUCCCCCUCACCUAGGAAGAGUGAUUUAUCAGGCCCAGCCAACCCUCUGGGACUCCGAGGCCAUCGAGGCUGGCAGUAUCUCGAUGAACAAGGUGUACCCCUCACUGCAGAAGCUGUUCAACGGCUCAGCGAAACACCCAUACCUACUCUCAAGCGCAAGCCUUCCCGAUCAGUGAGCCCCAGCGUCGCUCCCUCUUCGCCUAAGCGUGCGAGAAGCGUCUCUUCAGCUGCUCCUCUCUCACCUGUCAGUGCCACGCCCACACAGCACUCCCAGCCCUCGAGAGUGCUUGUCCCAUCGUCCUCGCUGGCCAGCAGCAUCGAUUUCACUCAGGAUGACGAAGAUACAGUCCAGCAGACUCCAGAACCAGCGAAGCGGCGGCGAAGACGCGAUGACAGCCACCUCAUCUUCUUCCAGAAGAUCCCAGUGACAACGGCUGGCAAAGACUACUUGUGUCGACUCUGUGGACUCGAAUACAAAGCAGGAGAGCGUAACCUCAGAUCGCACUUGACAGGUCACAGGGAUCGUCCUCCCUGCUCCAAGCUCUCUGCAGCCAAAGUUCUGUUCCCAAACGUAGCUCUACCAGCCCCCUACCUCAAGAACUCUGCAGCAGCGAACGACAGCGCGCAGACCACGCUUCCAGCUGCAUACCAGCCAAGUUCAGACUUCAAACCUGAGAUCUUCGCGAAGCUGCUCACGCUGGCAGUGGUAGAGAGCCGCCGAGCUAUCCUCCCCAGUCCACAAACCAUUCGCAGGCGCAUCACAGACCUUCAUUCCGAGCUGGAGGGAGCGGCACGCACAUCAUUCCGGGCCUCUGGAUCCAUGUGCAGCCUCCAGACUGACGUUUGGACAGCUGCAGGAGGCAAGCUGUCGUUCACUGGCGCUAAUCUGUCUUGGAUCGAUCAGGAUUGGGUUCUGCACACCGAUUUCGCCUUCUUCAUACCCCUUGUGAAGCGCCACACCGGUGUCAAUCUUGCCGAGCCUUUGGGAGCGUGGCUGAAGGAGCAAGAGCGUCUCCACGACGUUGUCUCUAUCACCACUGAUGGCGCCUCCAAUAAUGUCACAAUGCUGGAACACCUUGUGAACAGCCACACCACACGCUUUCGAAAGGAGAAGGACCACAUCCUGUGCGCUUGCCACGCGAUCGGUCGCGUCGUGCAUGCGUUCAUGGAGGCCCUCGGCUGUUCUGUGCCACCUCUUCGGCUUGACAAGGCUGUCAAAGCGCCACAGCUCCUUGUCAACGGAACACCACUUCCAGGCGAUGAUACGAGCUUCGCUUUCGCUCUCAUUCAAGACUCUCUCGUGGAGAACACUUGUGAUGAGUCUCAGACACUCUCAUGCGAAGAAUUCGCCCUUGAAGACUGUUCCGAUGAUGAUAGUGGCACCGACAGAGAGGAAACCGACAGUGAGACUUCCAGCGAUGAAGAGUGCUCUGGAACGGCUCCCUCAGUGUCCUCAUCGAGCCAUGGACGCUCAGCACACAUGGCUCGCAGGUUCUGUAGGGUUACGAACCGAAGCGCACACCUUUCAGCCGAGUUUGAGAAGAAGUCAGGUGGCAGAUCACUGAAACAAGUAUCUGGCAUCCGCUGGGGCAACGACAUCGAGGUUUGGGAGUCUGUUCUUUCGCUUCAUUCUUCAAUCAGUGGCAUGCUGCUAGAUCACGCCACACACUAUGGCAAGCAUGAUAUUGAGCUUGAUACCAACGAUUUCAUCAACCUUAGGGUCUUGAUUGAUGUCUUGGGCCCACUGCGCGACUUUACAAGACAAAUGGAAGGCAACAGGCCGACAGGAGCCUUCGUUUUGAACAUGUGGCUGCAGCUGCUGGCUCAUCUGCACGAAAUGCGCCGAAAGUAUGCGAAAUCGACCGAAAUUGAGCAAGCAGUCGAUGUGGCACGUCACAAGGCCGAGUACCACCUUCGAAGAGCUGCACAGUGUCGCCCCAUCAUCAUUGCGACAGCUCUGAACCCGAGGUGCCGUCUGAGCUACUUCAACAAGAACCAACAGCUUGGAAUCGACGCUCUUGAUGUGAAACGCCUUCUCAUCGCUGCCUGCGAGGAGGCAGAGGCCAGGGACUGCUCUAGCGAUGAGAUACGGCCUCAGGCUCUUGCCUCUGAAGUACUCAAAGUGCAGGAGGACGCCUUCUACUGCGACGACGUCACAGAAGAUGAGGGGUCGUUUCCUGUCAUUGAGGGUGAGAUAGAUCGCUACAACCGUCGCAUUGGAGCCUCUCCACGAAGCCGAGAGGUGCAGCAUGACCCCCUUGAGUGGUGGCGCCUCAAUCAGCACGCUUUUCCAACGCUGGCCAAGGUGGCUCGCCAUCAUCUGAGUGUGCUGGCUGCACAAGCAGUGACAGAGCGACUGUUCUCUGCGUCAGGAGCAGUCUGCGAGGCAAAGAGGAUGGGUCGUUUGCACCCCAGGACUAUCAGCACGCAGGUGGGCGUUGAUCAGCUGCUUAGGAACGGUCACAAGUGCAAGGGAGACUGGGGGACAGCGCAGAGCAUUGUCAGCAAGUCCAAGCUCAAAGCGCAGACUGCAAGGCAUAUUGAACGGCCAGAUAGAGUGGCUAACAAGGAUAUAUAG